AUGCCCGUUUCUCUCGCCCCCGCGGCGAACCCCAUCGCCAUGUACAACCAGCGUAUGACCAUGCCGCAAAACGCCUACUACACCAUGCCCUCGUCAUCGGCUCCGAUGCAACAUCAGCCGCAGCCGACGUACGAAAGCUACGCCCCGGUCGCCGCACCCCCUGUAUCGGUCCCUCCUCUGCAACACCGCGCCUCCUCGGGGGCCUGGACCCCACAGGAUGACCAGCAACUCCUCACGGCCCGGUCCCAGGGUCUCAACUGGGGUCAGAUCCAGAUGGCGUACUUCCCGAACAAGACGCCCAACGCCUGCAGAAAGCGUCACGAGCGUCUUAUGGAGCGCAAAGGCGCCGACGACUGGGACAACCGCAAGUUCGAACGCCUCGCCAAGGAGUACAUGAACGUCCGCAAAGAAAUAUGGUCUAUCCUCGCAGCCCGCACCGGAGAGAAGUGGGGUGUCGUCGAGGCCAAGUGCAUGUCCAACGGACUCAAGAACCUUCAAAGUGCGUCUCGCGCCGCGGCCAGACGGGAGCGCCUGGAAUCGGGGCAGCCACUACCACCUGGGUAUGACGAUGACAGCGGCAUCAGCGGCCUCGGGUUAACCGACGACCUAGACGCGUCCUAUAGUAGCCCGGAGACCGUGUCCUCUGGACACUCUGGGAGCGGCGGCAGCACCACCUCGGCCGCCGGCUACGUCACCUCCUUCAACCAUCUCCAGCCUCUCCAUGCCGGGCAGUACGGCUACGGCCACACGGGUGCCCAUCACGGAUACAACAGCUCCGUCUCCUCGAACGCCUCCGUCAACGGCGGAUACCCCGGCCAAUCGCAAUCUCCCAGUCCUUACCUCCAUCCUCACGGCCAGAGACUGCCGAGCGUGGACAUGGGCAUCGAUGCCAUCAUCAACCGGCCCGGCGGUGGUGCACAACAACCCAUGUAA
This is a messenger RNA of Colletotrichum karsti, 933 nucleotides long. RefSeq names its product putative myb family transcription factor. The coding region runs from base 1 to 933 and encodes 310 amino acids. The transcript has 2 exons. Lineage: Eukaryota; Fungi; Ascomycota; Sordariomycetes; Glomerellales; Glomerellaceae. The record is from RefSeq and is a predicted model, not a curated record.